AUGGAGGUCGAUAGCCACGGAACCGACUUGUCGGACUCCUCCUCCUCCGCACCCCACCCAGCUCUCCUCGACCCCUCCACACCCGAGACCCAUUCCUACCUAUCCACUCUACCUGGGAACCUUCGUCCCAUAUCCCCUUAUCUCGCAACCCUACAUGACGCCCGACUGCGCAUGCUGUCAAUCCACUUCCGGUCUCCUAUCCGGUGGUGUGUCAACUGCGGUAGUCUGCGGGACACCUCUCUCGGCGGUUCAGCCUCAUCGUCGGUCCCACCGGCGGAAAUGGAGGAGGCGGGCAAUCUAGCUCGAGCGGCGAAGAAGGGAGGAAGAUCGCCAAAGAAAUCGCCUAAGAAGUCGCCCGCUCGGGCUUCUCCGUUGGGGAGUAAUUGUCCAGCAUGCGGGGAGCGGUUCAGGCGGUCUGCAAAAGUAGGGGCCAAGGCGGUGGCGGAUCCCGUAACGCUGGCGAGCUUGAAGCCAGCGAGGGUGGUGCGGCAGACGAGACUGCAGGCUCAGUCGGGGACUGUGGUCGGAGGGGAUGUAACCCCAACAUCGAUCGGCACAGAAACGCCGGUUCCUGCUUUGGAGACAACCCCUCUCGCCGUCACCCCACUGGAAGAUGACCCCAUGGGUAUCGACACGUCCUCCUCUACCUUAAUACCGCUUCCUGAUCCCACUCUCCGCGCAAACCCCCUUACUGCCCCCAAACUCCGGUACAUCCCCUCCACAUCCCCCUCACCACCGACCUACGUACAACCCCCGCCUGUUCGGGCAUCUCCUGCGGCAUCCCCUGGACCAACGGCAAGCGGGGUUAAGGCGGAAGGCGAGGGCGCUAAGCGAAAGAAGAAGAAGGCGUCCGGACUGGCGAAGUUGUUGGCGCAGAGUAAGGAGAGGGAGGAGGGGCAGAAUGGGGGAAAAUGGGGAUUCGGAUAA
Dioszegia hungarica is the source of this 927-nucleotide messenger RNA. RefSeq lists its product as uncharacterized. The record is from RefSeq and is a predicted model, not a curated record. The transcript has a single exon. Bases 1 to 927 code for a protein of 308 amino acids. Lineage: Eukaryota; Fungi; Basidiomycota; Tremellomycetes; Tremellales; Bulleribasidiaceae.